CAAACAGUGGUAGAGAACCAUCUCUCGGAGGCAUCCUUCAUGCCUUCUCUGCGCUGCGCCAAUCGCUGUGUGCUGGUGAGCUAUCCGCAGGUACACACAAGCGCUCAGGCCCAUACGGCCCAACACCAAAGUCCCAGUACACCCAAACUCAAGGCACAAGGACCAGCACAGGCAAAUGCGCAAGCACACGGAGACGCGAAUAUGCACACGUACGCACAAGCACUGUCACACACUCCCCAGACGCCGCCCGCAACGCCUGGCAGAGAGGAGAAUACAUCCAGCACGAACUUGCUGUCGCAUAAGGAUAAUACCGACACUAGUAAUCUG
Messenger RNA from Sphaeroforma arctica JP610, 327 nucleotides. RefSeq lists its product as hypothetical. The annotation marks the transcript as partial. NCBI's taxonomy places the organism in Eukaryota, Ichthyosporea, Ichthyophonida. The record is from RefSeq and is a predicted model, not a curated record. The transcript has 2 exons.